UUUAGAUUUAGAAGAUAAAAUUUUUAUUGAUAAUUUAGAAAAAUUUUCUGAUAAAAAAAAUGAUGAAAAUUUAUUAUUAGAAAUUAAUGAAACAGUAGAAAAUAUUAAAACUAAUGAAAUUUUAGAAGAUAUUGCUCAAAUUUUAGAAUAA
Cetraspora pellucida is the source of this 151-nucleotide messenger RNA. The record is from the annotation of a GenBank genome assembly. NCBI's taxonomy places the organism in Eukaryota, Fungi, Glomeromycota, Glomeromycetes, Diversisporales, Gigasporaceae.